Hydractinia symbiolongicarpus is the source of this 1476-nucleotide messenger RNA. RefSeq lists its product as uncharacterized. The transcript has 5 exons. The coding region runs from base 652 to 1221 and encodes 189 amino acids. NCBI's taxonomy places the organism in Eukaryota, Metazoa, Cnidaria, Hydrozoa, Anthoathecata, Hydractiniidae. The record is from RefSeq and is a predicted model, not a curated record.
UUCAACUCAGGAACAUAAAGAUAUUGUGCGUGCAAGUGAACGGUCAAUAAACAACAGAAAUACGUUGAAGUGUGCAAGUUUUUGUUUGUCAACAAAAGAGUCCGUUCAAAAAUGGAGUUGGCAGGAAUGGUUUGCGAAGAUUAAAACGUAUAAAGUAAUGAAACUUUUGUGGUAAGUAAACAAUUUUGUUAUAAUGCAGUGUUCUUGAAGUUUGUCUUGAUAUUGUGAGUAGAGAAGGCAUUGAAAAAUUAAAACACGAAACCAUUUAAAAGAACAUUAAUGUGGAUGUCUUGGAAGAGUAUAGCUGAUGUUAUGGAUUACAAUGAUUCGUCAAAUUUGCGUUGUUGUAUAACGAUUCUCUUUGAUUGAAACCCUGUACUUUGAUUUUCACCUUCUAAAAUGUACGUGGCAUAGGUUGAUUAAAACGAUAUAUCAUGUGGAAUAAACUGCACACGAGUAUCAAGGCUUCUUUUAUGAGCGAUUAUAUUAUGUCAGGUAGGCAAGAAUAAUGCCUUUUUAAUUGGGAAUAUCUCUUUCAGCAUUAAAGAUUGCGUUCAAGCAAGUUUCGUCUAUUGCUUUUAUGGAAUCGCAACAUUUGCAAACUUAGAAUUAUUUCCGUUGUAUGCUGCCACUUCCAAUGAAUAUCAUGGUAUGAGUCUUUCUACAUCCGAAAUUGGUUUAGUAUUAUUGAUAGUAGCUGCUUUUUUUCUUCCAUUCCAGUUUUUGGUCACGCCUAGAGUUUUCAUGAGAAUUCACCUUUUAUUAGCGUUCGUUUGUCCAUGGACACCAAUCCUUGUUGAAAUCAUCUCAGAUAGAACUGGUCUAUGGAUCGCUGUUGCAUUCGUUUUAUUCUUGCAACAUGCAUGUAUGUCAACUGGAUUUGUUGCAAUUAAUAUCCUAAUCAAUAAUACAGUGCCACCAGAUUCAUUUUGGAUCUGCAAAUGGUUUUUCAAUGAUCUUUUUGUCAGUUGGAAGAAUUAUCGCACCAAUUGCCAUUGGUCUCUCACAAACAUCAAAGACGUAUCAUUGAAUACUGAUCCUAUAGGAUUUCCAUGCAAUCACUACUUUUCAUUUUUUGUUUUGUCGCCUUUGUUUACAUCCAAUGGCAUCUUUGCUUCAACACUUUCACCAGCAUUGAACAAAAAAAGAGUAAUCCAAUUGGAAUCAGAACCUGAACAAGAUUGUAGUACGAUACAUUCUAAAACAGAUACCGAGGAUUAACGAACAAAACAAUUUUAUGGAAGGGGCUACAAAACAACUCAAGUAAGAUCUCCGUCAUUGAUGUUACGCUUCAUCCUCACACAUUCUGAAUAACAGUGCGUUAUAUCCAGACCACUCAGAAGGUCAAGGUAGAAGAAAUUAUACCCACUUUAUCGCAACAAUAUAGGCAACCUGUUUAUAAAUAAUUACUUUUUUAUAAUUUGCUACAUUUUUAAAGGCAAAAGUAUACAUAUGUAGAUAUUUUUAGUAUUCUUU